This is a messenger RNA of Glycine soja, 468 nucleotides long. RefSeq lists its product as uncharacterized. The record is from RefSeq and is a predicted model, not a curated record. The transcript has a single exon. The coding region runs from base 1 to 468 and encodes 155 amino acids. NCBI's taxonomy places the organism in Eukaryota, Viridiplantae, Streptophyta, Magnoliopsida, Fabales, Fabaceae.
AUGUACUACAUACCCAGGGAGAGCAACACUAAAGCAGACCUGCUCUCCAAGUUGGCUAGCACCAAAAAGAUCGGACACCUCAAGACUAUCAUCCAGGAGAAACUCCAAACUCCUACCAUAGACAUUGAAGAAGUUAUGGUCGGAGAAGAGGAGGAACCAUACUGGAUGACUCCCUACAAGAAUUUUUUAAUUUGGGGGGUGUUGCCACGAGACGAGAAUGAAGCCCGACACAUUAAACGGAAGGCCAACUUCUACGUCAUCCUUGAUGGUGAGUUAUUCAGAAGAAGGUUGACAUCACCCUUGUUAAAGUGCCUGAACAGCCAACAAGCAGACUAUGUCAUGAGAGAACUUCAUGAAGGCAUCUGCGACCUUUACACCAGGGGACACUCCCUUGACACCAAAGUGGUGCGCAUCAGUUACUAUUGGCCGACACUCAGGGUUGACACCCUCGACUUCACCAAGAGAUGA